AUGGCACACACGGCAGAUAAUGUACGGCAAUGGAUCGAGCACAAAGCUCCUGAAUAUGACCCGGCAUGGGCGUGGAAGAAGGCGAUGGAAAAAUACACGUCGCCGCCUGCAUCUGAAAGACUUGAGAAAAGAAAGCACAAUUUUCUCUGCUUCAUGAAUAAGUUCUUGGAAGAUUAUCAAGAUAAGAAUGCAAAGGUUGUUCGUUUCGACGGUUCAACAACCUGGGAGGAGGUCCAAGAAGAAGCAACAGCGGCGUUUGAUGAAUAUGCUCAUCAAGGACGUAGCUGGAGGCACCCAUUCCGCAGCUCUGGGAGACUCUUUGGAGUAGUAGCUUGCAGGAUCGAAUUUCUUAUACAGCUCAUUCCUAGAGGUGAUUAUCUAGGGAUACUCUGCGCUGGCCUUACCUUGGUCUACAAUGCCGCAAGACGUAAAAAGGGUAUUAGAGGAUUGAUUAUUCGUGUUCUGGAUUCACUUUCUGAACAUAUCGAGGGUUCCAAAUCCUACAUCCGGAUGUACGCCUGGAAUGAAGAUAUUCGGCAAAAGACUGAAGAUUUAUACAUCGCCAUUCUCGAGGCCGUGGAGGCCAUUACCAAUUGGCUUCGACACCCAAUCGGUGAAUCGUUCAAAUGUUUCAUUCAACAGGGUGACUAUGGAAAGGACCUAGAGGAGAAGCUCACUGUGAACAUUCAGGACAAAGCCAACGCCUUCAGUGGCGCUGUAUCUAGUGCUUUGCAUGCCAUAGUGCACACGAUUCACCACAAUGUUCUUGCAGUCGCCCAGAACGUAGAAAAGAUUGACGGCGGAGCAGCAUCCGUGGGGCGGGGGGUAGAUGAGGUUCGCGGUGAUGUAACGCGGGGGUUCUCUGCGGUGAAUGAUAGCAUCGAAGCAUUAGGAUUGCGCGCCUUGAGCUCACUAGAAGAGUAUUUUUAUGGGCUAUCAAAAGACGUGGAAUCCAUUAUCAUACCUCAGUUUAUGCAGCCAGCUAUCACAAUCCCACAGCUUCUUGGACUGCUGAGCCAACAACCACCUGGCUCAUCUGACAACCCUUUUGAGCAAACACUGGAACGAAUCCGAGUAGAGCGUGAUUUCGUUCUUUUCCUAGGCCGAAGUCUUAGUCCUAGACGCCAAGCUAGUAUCUCAUUUGUCAUGCAAAACUCUCAGUUUCAACAAUGGUUUAAGUCAAUGAACUCUCAGACGCUGGUCAUUCAUUCCAUGGACUUGGAUUUUGGACCAUCCGAAAUUGUGUCGCCGUUAAGUUACAUGUGUGCUAUGUUGUCGCAGGCUACUGCCAUACACAGUCAUUCAUACCCGCUUGCUUUCUUCUGCCGUUUGCACAUUGACCCAGAAGACAAGGCCCGAGGAGCUAAAGGGAUGUUGAGAUCACUUACUGCUCAAGUUCUGGUUGCCCUAGCUCACACUCAGCAGCAUCCUGACCUGAGCUUUUUGGGUUACGUGGAACUCCAGGCCAUUCAAGCCCAGGAUCUGCCGUCAAUGUGCCGUCUUUUUGAAGAGCUACUGAAGCGCAUUGGGACAGGCGUCAUAUUGUGCAUACUGGACGGGAGUUCGUGGUUCGAGUGCCAGUAUUAUGCCCCUGACAUGCAUAUGGUGAUGCAGUUCUUUAACAGCUUAGUGGAAGCUAUUGAGAGAAGCCAUAGUGGCCUUAUCUUCAAGAUAUUGCUUACAAAUGCUUUGAUGAGCCAGUAUUCUAGAGAUUGGUUCCCAAGUGGAAUGGAAUUAUAUACUCCAGCAAGUGGGGUAAUGGAAGGGAUGACUUUCAACUCUCUUGCAAUGCUUAUAGAGCAGUAA
Trichoderma virens Gv29-8 is the source of this 1806-nucleotide messenger RNA. RefSeq lists its product as uncharacterized. The record is from RefSeq and is a predicted model, not a curated record. The transcript is spliced from 5 exons. The coding region runs from base 1 to 1806 and encodes 601 amino acids. Lineage: Eukaryota; Fungi; Ascomycota; Sordariomycetes; Hypocreales; Hypocreaceae.